AGGGUUGUAGGACUGUAUACUUUUUGGGAUCACGGAGUUUUGUUUACUUAGGUAUUUUCCAUUGCUGAACUGUGUGAGAGAAAAGUAAAGCUGUACUAAUACCACUAGAACAUUGCACACUAGUAAUUUUAUUUAAGUGAAAAUAUGAAAUCAGUACAGUAACACCAAGUAUUUCUGUGAGAAGUUUUUCAUUCAGUAAUCCAAAUGUUCACACAUCUGAGGACGAACAUUAAAAGACACUUGAUCAAUACUGUGAUCUGUCAGAGAUAGUAAAUGCUCUGAGUUUCACAAAAAAAGAAACCCUGGCACUACUGACAUCAGCAGCAAGCCUCUGGUUGUCUGCAGCAGAGCUAGGAUUUCACUCCUGGACCAACUCCAGUUACGUGAUGGAUUUAUAGCACUGUAACCAAGUACAGCAUUUUCUGACAGUCUGUGAGCUCUUGGCGUUUUUCAUGUGACAUAAAUCAAAACAAAAAUACAACCACAAAGCUGAACUCAAUCUGAAAGCUUUGUAUUACUGUACAGGUUAAUAAGGCACCGUGCAAGGAGGGUUUCAGUAGAGUAGGAGAGGUGGUGUUCAGCUCUCCUACAUGCAGUUGUUUCACACCUGUAGCACUGUACCACUGGGGCAUUGAAUCAGUACAAGGGACACCAGUGGAAAACUGCACUACAAAAACCACACAGAAAUAGUAGUUUUAUAGCAUUUUGUCAUAAGCAACUUUCUCCACCUACAUAAAAUGCACCUGAGCUUCUUGGCUUUCACUUGAAUACUUUUAAACUAACAGACAGGUGUAUUUCUGUACUGAAAAGGGUUAAGUUCUUUCCUCUUCAAAACAUUGAUGACAUGCAACAGCAUAGUCUAAGGAAACUACUGCCUAUGAUUCCUCAGGAUGACUAUUAGGAUAAAGGAGAAUGAAAAGUAAAGGCAAGAACGAACACAGCUUAAACCAAUUUAUGUGAAUUCAUGAUUACUAGCAUAAUGCUGACAUUAAAAAAGUACUUUUUUUGUAUUAAAAUAUGAAGCAGGUAUCUCUGAUAAAAGUGCCUGCUUGCUAUUUCAUAUAAACAUCAAAACUAUAGUUUCUGGAGCAUACAUAUUUGACAAUUAAGGCUUUGCAGCCUUCAAGUGUAUAAUGGGUUUAAAGGUAAGGAGAAAGGUAUUUUCUUAGUCAGUUAAUUUUGGACUCCAAGGCUUCUAUUUUAUGCCCAGAUUUUCAGACUUGAUUCUGGGAAGAACUAAGCACGUCUGUGACUUUGUAUACACAUGCAUAUAUAUACACUGCAUUUUAAACAAGCAAAGUUGACAACAAAAUUCUUAAUGACUUUAGUAGUAGAGCAGCAGACCUAGACAGGUGUGAAGUUUCCUGAAGGGCGACACAUUAGAUGUAAUCGCAGGGAAGCCAACAGGACCGGUCAGUGGAUAAAGUUAAACACGGGCAGAAGACUUUGCAGGACUUUGAAGUAUCUUUCUUUGCUCUUAACUCUUGUAAAAAUCAGAUGUAUAAUACUUAAGAGUAUCAAAAGAGGCUUGAGCCAGCAUAUUUUUUUUUUUCCCACAUAUACCUAAUCUGCCUAAACGGCAUUAAUAAGAAGAGCUUCUGAGAUUAUUUAAAGUGCAACAACUUUAUACAAGUUUUUUGGUUUUCAAAAGUGAGCAUUUUACACGGACACUAGGAUUUACCGUACGGGAACUUCACACUGAUAGAAAUCUCAAAUACAAGUUUUGUAAGAGAUACUAUAGCAAGAUCAUAGCAGUGUAUUCCUAUUAAAGAUGACGGAAUAGUCACGCAGUAGCAAUUUAAAAGUACAUCUGUUAACGGAGAACUGAGAGUUAAAAUGGGUGCCAUGGAGAAAAGGUGGCUGGGGGGGGGGGGGAAGCACCAUCAAACCACCGGAAAAAUAGCUUGUGAGGAGAGAAAAAAAAAAAGAAAAAAGAGGGGAAAACAAAAAAAAAAAACGACUCCAAAGUAAGUCAGGGUGGAAGAAGUAAGCGCUGGGGUGAGGCGAGCAUGUGUAAGGGGGUUUCAGACUAACGGAAGAGAAAGUUGAAAAUAACAUUCUUUACGUCUCAAAGCCUCUUAUUAUUAAAGCUGCGGUAUUACCGAGCCUAUACCAGGAUCUUUAGUUCCGGGCACAGACAGACAGCAAAGGGAAAAAAAAAAAAAAAAAAGACUUUGCAAACCCCGAGUGAAACCGCGAGUUCCCGAGCGAGUAGAGGGAAGCCCAGACUUUCCCCUGCCCUCCCGCCUGUCCUCCCGAGAAGAAAACCGUAAAAUAAAAAAAAAAAAAAAAAAACAAACCAAACAAAAACCCAAACAAACGAAAAACCAAACCGAAAUAUCGCCAAGUCCGUGUUGGCAGGCCCGGGCCGGCCCGGCCGGGAGCUCCAGCGGCGGGAGCUCGGCCGGCCGGGGGCGGAGCGGCGGCGGGGGCCGGGGGGCCGGGGGGCCGGGGCCCGGCCGGAGCCCGGCGGGUGACGGUGCCGCUUCUCUCUCCCCUUCUCUCCCCCGGCAGAAGCUGGCGGUGCGGAGCUGCCCCGCGGCCGUGCUGGUGGGCAGCGGCGCCAGCGGCGGCGCCAAGCCCGGCGGCGUCCCGGCGCUCCUCAAGGCACCCGGCGGCGGCGGCGGGGGGGGCGGCCCCAGCGGCGGCCCCGGGCAGAGCCUGGCCAUCUCCGUCCUGCCGGCCAAGGCUCCCAUCGCGAUGGUGACGGCGCACCUCAACGGCGGGCUGGGCUGCAGCGCGGCCGCGGGCGUGGAGCCCCCCCAGAGCGCCCCCAUCAACCUGCAGACCACGGCCAAGCUGGUGGGCGCCCGGCGGCCGCCCGAGCUCGGCUCCAACGCCCAGACUUUGGGAACUAUCACUGCAGUGCCCAUUAAGGUUCCUCAGGUCAGCUCCUUGCAGAGGUUGGCAGGACAAGGACCAGCAGUGCUACCUCAGGUUAGGCCAAAGACCCUGAUUCCAGACAGCCUCCCUAUCUCCCCGUGCAGAGACCAACCUUCCAAGCAGCCUCCUACCUUCCAGAAGGCAACCGUAGUCAGCAUCAAAAACCCCAGCCCUGCCCUCCCGACUGCCAAUAACACCGUCAGCCAUGUACAGACGCCUAACAGCCAGUCACAAAGUGUCACCGAGUCCACAGCUAUUUCAUCACCUCUGAGCAGUGCAGGUGUGGCGUACGCCAUCAUUUCCACCUCCCCCAACAAUGCAACUCCUAUCAGCACCAGCGCGACUGUCUCUGUGGUCAACGACAGCAUUAAAGUGCAACCACUCCUCAUUAGUGCCGACAGCAAGGUUAUCAUUAUUCAGCCUCAAGUCCAAACCCAGACAGAAAGUAAAGUGGAGACAAAGAAACCUCCUGAAGAGUCAGCUCAGGGACCCCCUGCUACCAAAAAGAAAAAGGAGGAAAAUCCAGAGAAAAUUGCCUUCAUGGUAGCAUUAGGACUGGUUACAACAGAACAUUUGGAAGAAAUCCAGAGCAAGCGUCAGGAAAGAAAGAGAAGAAGCACAGCAAACCCAGCCUAUAGUGGGCUCUUGGAAACAGAGCGGAAACGCCUUGCAUCAAAUUAUUUGAAUAACCCCUUGUUCCUUUCAACAAGAGCAAAUGAGGACCCAUUCUGGAAGAAUGAGAUCCACCAUGAUGAACACUGCACUGCUUGCAAGCGUGGUGUUAACUUGCAGCCCUGUGGCACAUGUCCCAGAGCGUAUCACCUCAACUGCUUGGACCCACCUCUCAAAACUUCCCCCAAGGGGGUUUGGGUCUGUCCAAAGUGCCAACAGAAGGUGUUAAAGAAAGAUGACAACGUGCCAUGGACUGGAACUCUGGCUAUUGUUCACUCCUAUGUUACUCAUAAAACAGUGAAAGAAGAAGAGAAGCGAAAGUUAUUAAAGAGAAGCAGUGAGCUGAAGAGUGAGCAUAGGCAGUUGGAAGAAAAAGAUCGACUUCUCAACAAUGCAGUGAAGAAAUGCUUAGAGCUAAAAACCAGCCUGUUGGCCCAGCAGAAAGGGACUCAGUCAUCACUGGAACGUCUCAAAACCCUCAUUAGACUGAUACAAAACGAGCAGAUGAUUCAGGUUACCAUGACGACCACCACCACCUCCUCCCUGCUAACUGUCCCCUGGAUCAAACCCUCCCCUGCCUCUGCUGCCAUGCACAAAGCCUUGCAGCAAUCACAGGGUAACAACUGACAGAGACGGCUGCGAGAGGGCGAAGGAAGGGGGGUAAAAAAACUUUGUACACAUGCGCAGAGGAGAGAUUAAACUGAAACAAAGGAGAGAAGGAACAAUCUCAGUUUUGAUACGCGUAGAAACUUGCAAACCAAUCAGUCCAGUUUGUAGGUCACUGUGGCAGCAGGUUCCCACAGAGCGGGUUGUGCUGCGGUUUUGUAUUUGCCGAGACCUUCAGUGCUUAUGAGAUUUUUUUUGUUAUGUUGGCCUUAAUGUAUUUAUGACUGAGGAUGAACAGGAAAAGUAUGGCCGAUAGGAAGAGGGAUAUCCUUUUGUGGGGGGCAGACAGGUUUCCAGUUCUGCUUUAAGGGGAAAAUUUUCAAUGCAAGGAUUUAGUGAGCUAGUAGAGAAGUAGUUGGGCUGAAAGCUAUGUGUGGGAGGGAAAUCGGUGAGGUAACCAGAAACUGAACUACUUAGGACUUGACAUGGAUUCUUAUCAGAGGAACAAAGUUGGCCCCGUUGAUUCAGGGGACCUGGAGAUGGGGCCGUUUUGACCAGAAUGGCGUCACGGACACUCACAGAGCCUUCGAAACAAAAGAUCUUUUUUUUUCAGUAUUAUUAGAGUUGAGAAUUGCAGAUAUUUAAAUAAAGAAACUGUAUGAAGUUAGCAUUUCUAGUAAAAUAUUGAAGUAUUUUCAUGCUGAUGCUUCUGUAUAUGCGUUCCGAAGUAUUUAAAAAAGUAUGACUGUAAAACUCCUUACUUUUUUGCAGGUCCUUUUUACUUAUUUUGCUAUCGGUGUAUUUUUCUCAUGGAGUUUUUGUGCAAGAUUUAGCAUAAACCAUGAUAGUGGAUAUCUUUGGCAGGUUGGGUUUCAUUUUUUAAAAAGAUUAUUUUGGGGGUUUUCUUUUUUGUUAGUUUGGAUUUAUUUUUUUUUUUUUAAGAACAAGAGCAAAUAAAUGUUCUGUUUUUUGUUUCUUGCCAGUACAGAUAAUAUGCCAAAAAGAGAACUUUACAUUUUUGUACUGCAUUUUUAUUGUUAAAAAUAUGUAACGUGAUUUUUUUUUAUUACUGUUAUUUUUAUUUUUUGCUUGCAGAAAUAUCUGCUGAAAUGGUACAGGAAAAAAAGAAAAUAAAAACUGCCUCAAGGGGUUGUUUCUCAUACUGGAUAAUAUCAGGAGUUCUGGGGGAGGGACAGGCUGUGGAAAAUUUAAAGGGUUUGUUGUUUUUUUUUUUUUUUGGAAACUUGAUUCCUUUGUAAUAUUUUGUUGGAUUUUAGCACAUUUGGGAAGAGCUUAGCAUUAACCUGAGAAAAUCCCAGUGCACCUGCUUGUUUCGCUAGCUAGUCUUCCUGAUACUGCAAGGGUCCGCCUGGCCCCCCCGUAGGCCAUAGGCCCCCCAUCUCCCUGCGGCCUGCCCGGGAAGGUAGUGAUGGGCACCCCGGUUUUUCUCAACGUCACACACACACCAGAUGCCAUCGUCUCUGUUGUUUAUGAGUUCUCUGUCAGUUAGCACAACAGGUACUUAAGGAAAGCAAGAAGCCACCAGAGCACGACACAAGGCUAGUCUCUCACAUCAGCAUAUCACAUGGUGCCGAAUAUCUUUUUUUUUUUUUUAAACUAAAAAAAACCACGUGAGGGACUGGCUUUUUCCGUCGCCCAUCACUAGGCAGCACAUGGUCCCUUCAACCAUUUUCACAACUCCGGGAGAAACUGUGCAGUACUAUACAAAUCUAUUUUAAUACACAACACUCGGUUGAACAAGAUUUUUAUAUUCUUUUAUUGAUGAACAAAGUGAACUAAGUAAAACACAAUUGUUAUACAUUGGUUAUUGUAUGCCAAUUAUGCAUUCUAACAUGGCUUGCAAUGUAAAUGUUUUCAGGUUUAAUGAUUUUUUUUCUUCUCAGACAAAUAAAAAAAAAAGGAAAAGCGUGGAGGGUUGAAUAUGUGAAGAAUUUCUGAAGAAGUGUCUUGGACUGUUAAAAGUAGUUAUUUUGAAAAGGGGACUGUCCAGUGGAUAGUGUGCAUAGAAAAAAAAAAAAAAAAAGUGUUUGUCUUAAAUAUGCCAAUGUAGUUUUACUUCUUUCUGAUGCAUUAAACUUGACUGACAGUUUAA
This is a messenger RNA of Tyto alba (common barn owl), 6274 nucleotides long. RefSeq names its product PHD finger protein 21B (gene PHF21B). The record is from RefSeq and is a predicted model, not a curated record. Bases 2701 to 4182 code for a protein of 493 amino acids. Lineage: Eukaryota; Metazoa; Chordata; Aves; Strigiformes; Tytonidae. The transcript has 12 exons.